Alosa alosa (allis shad) is the source of this 2175-nucleotide messenger RNA. RefSeq names its product Rho family GTPase 2 (gene rnd2). Bases 308 to 1039 code for a protein of 243 amino acids. The transcript has 5 exons. Lineage: Eukaryota; Metazoa; Chordata; Actinopteri; Clupeiformes; Clupeidae. The record is from RefSeq and is a predicted model, not a curated record. Gene Ontology annotation, molecular function: GTPase activity; GTP binding. Gene Ontology annotation, biological process: small GTPase-mediated signal transduction.
CGACAGGCUGCAGGGCGGACUCACCGAACAAGAAAGGGAGUGAGAAUAGUCGGAGAAGAGUGCGCUCGGUCUCACGCGCACCAACUCAUUCACAAGCGUUUGCUGGAGGAGUGUCGGCUACACUGUCGCUGGCGCACACAAUAUUUGGAGGAGAAUUUCACUCGGAUCUUUUUCUCUUUCCUCUUUAUGGGUCAUUAAUAAGAGUAGAACUUAAUUGGACCGCCUCUCCAUUGGCCGAUGGUAAUCUGUGGUCCGGUCAGCAUACCCAGCAGACACCGACGGACGGUCGCGGGCUACCGACCGGGUGAUGGCGAGUCAGGGUAGCCGGUGCAAGAUCGUGGUAGUCGGGGACACACAGUGUGGAAAGACUGCUUUGUUACAUGUGUUUGCAAAGGAUUGUUAUCCCGAGAAUUAUGUCCCCACUGUGUUUGAGAACUACACCGCGAGUUUUGAGAUUGACAAACAGAGAAUCGAACUGAACAUGUGGGAUACAUCAGGCUCUUCCUACUAUGAUAAUGUGCGUCCGCUGGCCUACCCUGAUUCGGAUGCUGUGCUCAUCUGCUUUGACAUCAGCCGACCAGAGACUCUGGACAGCGUGCUCAAGAAGUGGCAGGCAGAGACGCAAGAGUUCUGUCCCAGUGCGAAGCUGGUGCUGGUGGGCUGUAAGCUGGACAUGAGGACGGAUGUGAGCACGCUUAGAGAGCUCUCCAAACAGCGCCUCAUCCCCGUCACACACGAACAAGGCAGUACGCUGGCGCGUCAGUUGGGAGCGGUGGCGUACGUGGAGUGUUCGUCGCGCGUGUGUGAGAACAGCGUGCGGGACGUCUUCCACAUCACCACGCUGGCCACGGUGCGGCGGGCGCACGCCCACCCGGGCUCCUCGGGCUCGUCCUCGGGCGCCCUCAAGCGCAGCACCUCGCGCCGCGCCCUCAAAUGCAUCUCCCAGCUGCCCCUGCCUCUGUCUGGCUCUGCCUCCCAGACGCACGAGCCAGCCCCCACGCUACGCAAGGACCGCGCCAAGAGCUGUGUGCUGAUGUAGUGCACACACACACACACACAGAUACACACACACAUAGACAUACGUAAGCAAAGAACUGAUACCUGAGAAGAACUGAUCCCUACUGUAUGUAUAUACAUAGGACAGGUACACAAGCACAUGCUAAAAUAUGUAUACACUUGCAAGUAUGGUUCUCACCAUGAACCCACACAUUAACACAUAUACACACACAUACACACUCCAAGCCACCCUUACAGAUGUGCAGUUUGCAUCUGCAGAAGUAUUACGUGACAUCCCACAGAGCUUUAUUUAUUGCUUUUGAUGUAUGGUUUAUGUUAUUCUGCUUGUGUAAAUGACCUGCAGUCUCGCUGGACACACCCUUGGACUUGGGGGUUUACAUUCUCUUGGCAUUUUGUUUUCUAGUUUUGUCUCUCCUUUCCUCCUUUUUAUUUUCCAAUUGGCUUAGAGAGAGUAUCUCUCACCUUCUCAAAUUAGACCUCAGGACAGGACAGGGGCUGGGACUGCUGGAUGUCAGCUCUGCUCUCUGAUUGGUUGCCGCAUAGUUUCCCUCUCCCCGGUUUCCACUGACAGUAGUGGUUGUCAAAUGUGAGAGAAGGAGAUUCAAAGGAAAAGGGAGGAAGAGACUCUCUGAGGUUUUGCUAUAUAUAGCCAAAUGGUUCUGUUGCUGCCUCCAAAAUUGAACUCAUCUAAAAGGGAUGUCAAAAAAAAAGAAAAGAAAUAUGAUCAAAAAGUGACGAGGAGAAGGAGAAAUAGGAAAUGUGAAAUUGUGGCGGAUUUAUGAUGUUUCUUUUCUGCAGGUCCUAGAAACCACAAGUGCUUUUCCAGAUAAGAUCACUGUACAUAUCAGUUUAACUAUGAAUGCCAUGUAAUGAAUUGUGCUCAGCCUUUGUUCCGUGGAGCUCCGCAGAUGACUAAGAGGAAGGGAACCCAGAGUGUCGUGUUGGACGCCACGAUAGACACCCUUGCGUGGGAAUCGACGCGAUUCCACCACUCAACUCUGGCCCCUUUGCUUAAAGGAAUAUUUUCAUUUUGUUGUGUACAGAUAUCUAUGGGGGAAGGGAGGAGAUGGUUGAAGAAAUAUGUAAAAUAUGAUGAUGUUUUAAAUAUGUUUAUUGUGUUGGAAUUUGAAGCACAGUAAAAACAGAGACAAGCUACGC